Erinaceus europaeus (western European hedgehog) is the source of this 1564-nucleotide messenger RNA. RefSeq names its product lysine acetyltransferase 8 (gene KAT8). Gene Ontology annotation, molecular function: histone acetyltransferase activity. The record is from RefSeq and is a predicted model, not a curated record. NCBI's taxonomy places the organism in Eukaryota, Metazoa, Chordata, Mammalia, Eulipotyphla, Erinaceidae. The transcript has 11 exons. Gene Ontology annotation, biological process: regulation of DNA-templated transcription. The coding region runs from base 34 to 1410 and encodes 458 amino acids.
GCGCCAAGGCCUGACGUCACUUCCACCACAACGAUGGCGGCACCGGGAGCUGCUGUGGCGGUUGCGGCAGCUGUUUCAGGGGUCGCUGGAGAGGUCGAGCCUGGCCCCGGGGAGAAUACGGCGGUCGAGGGGACCGCUCCGUCACCGGGCCGCGUCUCCCCGCCAACUCCGGCGCGCGGCGAGCCGGAAGUCACCGUGGAGAUCGGAGAAACGUACCUGUGUCGGCGGCCGGAUAGCACCUGGCAUUCUGCUGAAGUGAUCCAGUCUCGAGUGAAUGACCAGGAGGGCCGAGAGGAAUUCUAUGUCCACUACGUGGGCUUUAACCGGCGGCUAGAUGAGUGGGUAGACAAGAACCGGCUGGCGCUGACCAAGACGGUGAAGGAAGCCGUGCAGAAGAAUUCCGAGAAGUACUUGAGCGAACUGGCAGAGCAGCCCGAGCGCAAGAUCACGCGAAACCAAAAGCGCAAACACGAUGAGAUCAACCAUGUGCAGAAGACCUAUGCAGAGAUGGACCCCACCACGGCGGCCUUGGAGAAGGAGCACGAGGCGAUCACCAAGGUGAAGUAUGUGGACAAGAUCCACAUCGGAAACUAUGAGAUCGACGCCUGGUACUUCUCCCCAUUCCCCGAAGACUAUGGGAAGCAGCCCAAGCUCUGGCUCUGCGAGUACUGCCUCAAGUACAUGAAAUUUGAGAAGAGCUACCGCUUCCACCUGGGCCAGUGCCAGUGGCGGCAGCCCCCAGGGAAGGAAAUCUACCGCAAGAGUAACAUAUCUGUGUACGAGGUGGAUGGCAGAGAUCACAAGAUUUACUGCCAGAACCUGUGUCUGCUGGCCAAGCUCUUCCUGGACCACAAGACACUCUACUUCGAUGUGGAGCCCUUCGUCUUCUACAUCUUGACUGAGGUGGACAGGCAGGGAGCUCACAUUGUCGGCUACUUCUCCAAGGAGAAGGAGUCUCCAGAUGGGAACAACGUGGCCUGUAUCCUGACACUGCCCCCCUACCAGCGCCGCGGCUACGGCAAGUUCCUCAUCGCUUUCAGCUAUGAGCUCUCCAAGCUCGAGAGCACGGUGGGUUCACCAGAGAAGCCGCUAUCCGACCUGGGCAAGCUUAGCUACCGGAGCUACUGGUCCUGGGUCCUGCUGGAGAUCCUGCGGGACUUCCGGGGCACGCUGUCCAUCAAGGACCUCAGCCAGAUGACCAGCAUCACCCAGAAUGACAUCAUCAGCACCCUCCAGUCUCUCAACAUGGUCAAGUACUGGAAAGGCCAGCACGUCAUCUGCGUCACGCCCAAGCUGGUGGAGGAACACCUCAAAAGCGCCCAGUAUAAGAAACCUCCCAUCACAGUGGACUCCGUCUGCCUCAAGUGGGCGCCACCUAAGCACAAGCAGGCCAAGCUCUCCAAGAAGUGAGCAUCUGUGCACCCCAGAGCUGGACCCUGUGCCCCCCUUCUCCCCAAGCCCACCCUGUAAAUAUGUACAGACUAGUUUUGUUGUCUUUUUUUUUUUUUUUAAAUAAAAUCAGUUCUGCCAGUAUUGGACCUGGGAGGUGGCAGGGAGAGGCCCA